Messenger RNA from Plasmodium gallinaceum, 4461 nucleotides. RefSeq names its product aminophospholipid-transporting P-ATPase, putative. Gene Ontology annotation, molecular function: ATP binding; magnesium ion binding; ATPase-coupled intramembrane lipid carrier activity. Gene Ontology annotation, cellular component: plasma membrane. The record is from RefSeq and is a predicted model, not a curated record. The transcript is spliced from 4 exons. Lineage: Eukaryota; Apicomplexa; Aconoidasida; Haemosporida; Plasmodiidae. Gene Ontology annotation, biological process: phospholipid translocation. Bases 1 to 4461 code for a protein of 1486 amino acids.
AUGCCCAUAAUUUAUAGGAAAUCCUUAAAACUAUUUAAAAGAAACAAUGAAGGACCAGAUGAAAUUAAAAUAAAUAUUAAUAGUGCAAAUAAAAAACAUUGCAAUAAUUCUGUUAUAACAUCAAAAUAUACCAUUUUUAAUUUUAUAUUUUUAAAUAUAUAUGAGCAAUUUCAUAAAAUAUCAAAUGUUUAUUUUUUCUUUAUCGGUAUUUUACAAGCAAUACCUCAAUUUACAGCUACUAACGGAAUACCAACUGUCUUUUUCCCAUUGUUAAUUGUUCUAAUCGCUAAUGCUAUUAAAGAUGCAUAUGAAGACUGGAAUAGACAUAAAACUGAUAAAAUAGAAAAUAAUAGGAUAUGUUAUGUUAUAACAAAUGAUGAAACAAACGUAGAUUAUAAUAAUAAGAAGAAUGAAAAAAAAAAAUCAUGUAAAUUAUGGAAUUUUCUUACAAGAAAAAAAAAAAAAGUAAGGAGUACUGAAAGUAGUAUAGAUGAGGGAGCAUUUACUGAAGAUAGAUCUGAUGUAAAUGAUUUCAUGAAAAAUUAUGAAGAUAGCUUUGAAAAUAUUGAAGGAACUAUUAAAAAAAGAUGGAAAGAUAUAACUGUUGGUGAUAUAAUUUUAUGUAGGAAGUCAGAAUUUUUUUGUGCAGAUAUAUUACUACUAUGUACUAGUGAUAAAAACGGAAUAGCGUUUGUUGAAACAUCAAGCUUGGAUGGAGAAACCAAUUUAAAAGUUAAAGAAGCAAAUGGAUUUCUAUUUAAUAUUUUGAGUUCUGAUAGAACCGAGGCAAUUCAAAAAGUAAAACAAAUAAAGGGUUUUAUUUUGAGUGAUAUUCCUAAUAAAGAUUUAUCAACUAUGUAUGGUACAAUUUAUUUUUUAAAAGAUGAAAAAGUGAAUGUGUUAGAUAAUGACUUAAAUGAAAUAUUACAAAGUAAUACUGAACAAAUAGAAUCACGAAAAAAACGAAUUUCAAGUUCAGAUGUAAGCAAAAAUGGCAGCAAAGUAAGUAAUAUGAAUAGCAAAACAAUUAGUAGAACGGAAACUUUAAAAAAAAUAAAUACAGAUAAUUAUUUAAAAAUACCUUUUGAUUCGAAACAGUUUGUAUUAAGAGGGUGUAAAUUAAAAAAUACAGAUUGGAUAAUUGGAAUAGUUAUAUAUACCGGAAAAGAAACAAAAAUACAAAUGAAUUCCACCAAACCAAUUAGGAAAACAAGUAAACUAGAAAGGUUAACGAAUAGAAUGACCAUAAUCAUUUGGUUUAUUCAAAUGAUUAUUUGUUUUAUAUCAGCAUAUUAUAACGCUAUGAUUGUGAGCUCAUCAAGAAAAAAGAAGUUUCCAUAUUUACCUUUUAAUUUAGAAAAAGAAAAAACACCAAUUGUUGUUGGUGUUAUAUCUUUUUUUUCAUGGAUAGUUAUAACUGGUAAUUUUGUUCCUAUAAGUUUAAUUGUUACUAUGAGUUUCGUUAAAGUUGUUCAAGCGUAUUUCAUAUCUUGUGAUAAAAAUAUGAUUCAUAAGGUUCAAACGGAUAAUCCUUUUGGAGAACAAAAGGAAAUUUCAAGUGUAAAAGAGGAAAAUUCCUAUGACUUAAAUGAAAAGCAGAAAAAUAAAGUAACAAAUAACCUAUUAAAAAUAUCAGACAACCAAAGUAAACAAGAUAAAAAUUAUAAAAGUAAUUUAUUAAAUAAGGAUUUGGAAUCUUCCAAUAGUUUAAUGACAAAUGUUCAAAAAAAUGAGUUAUCAAAAAUUAAUAAAUCUCAAGAAAUCAAAGAAAAAAAUUAUAUAUAUUUUAAUGCUGUACCUAGAACAUCUAGCUUAAUUGAAGAGUUAGGACAAAUAGAAUAUAUUUUUUCAGAUAAAACAGGAACAUUAACUUGCAAUAUUAUGGAAUUUAAAAAAUGCGCAGUUAAUGGUAUUUCAUAUGGAAAAGGAUUAACAGAAAUUAAAAAAAAUAUUUUGAAAAAAAAAAAUUUAGAAAUUCCUGAUGAACCUGUUAUGAAAUCAAAAAAGAAAACAUCUAAUGUAAAUAUUGUAGAUAGCAACUUGGUAGAUCAUUUGCAUGAUAUAAAUCAUUUUAACCAUGCUCAUUUAAUUAGCUUCUUUCUUCAUUUAGCUAUUAAUCACUCAGUUAUUUGUGAAAGGGGAAAAGAUGGCGUUAAUACAUAUUCAUCAAGUAGCCCAGAUGAAGAAGCAUUAGUAAAUGCAGCAAAACAUUUUGACAUUACUUUUUUAUAUAGAAAGGAUGGAAAAUAUGGAAUAAGUAUAUUUGGAAAAAUAUAUGAGAUUGAUACAUUAGCAUCUAUUGAAUUUACAAGUCAAAGAAAAAUGAGUAGUAUUAUUUGUAGAAUACCUAUAUUUAGUUGUUGUAAUCAUGGCAAUAAUAAUGAUUUUAAUAGCAGUAAUAAUAAUAAUAAUAAUAAUAAUUCUAAUACCUAUGAGAGAGUAAAAAAUUAUGGUAAAGCAUUUAACGAAAAAAAUAUACACAAAAGAGAAAAUAAUGAUUUCAUUAUAAAAAAUGAUGCAACAUCUAAUUCAAAAUUAGCUGAUAAUAAUAAUGUUAGUGAAACAUGUAACUGUAAAAAUAGCAAGAAAUCUAAAAUAAUGUUAUUUUGUAAGGGUGCUGGAAGUGUUAUAUUAAAAAAGUUAGCAAAAAAGACAAAAGUGGAUGAUAUAACUAUUGAACAUAUGGAAGCAUAUGCUGAUGAAGGAUUAAGAACUUUAUGCAUUGCACAAAGAGAGUUAAGCGAAGAGACAUUUGCAAAAUGGUAUGAAUUAUAUAAGGAGGCAUCUCUUAGUAUAAAAGAUAGGGAAAGAAAUUUAGAACAUGUAGCUUCAUUUAUUGAAAAUGAUUUAAUAUUACAAGGUGUUACAGGUAUAGAAGAUAAACUACAAGAAGGAGUUAGCUCUACUAUUGAAGAUUUAAGAAUUGCCGGAAUUCAUAUAUGGAUGUUAACUGGUGAUAAAAUUGAAACAGCAAUGAAUAUCGGGAUUGCAGCAAAUUUAAUAGAUAAUUAUUCAGUACAGUAUGUAUAUACAGAAGAUUACAUAUCGAGUGAAAACGAAUUGAUGAAAAAAUUAGACGAAGAUAUUUUGAAAGCUGAAAAGUCUUUAAAUUUACCACACUAUGAUUUUGAUGAUAAUGACGAUAAUACAAAAAAAAUUUUUAAGAACAAUUUUUGUAAAAAUAUUUUUUUCAGAAAAAAAAAAAAUUCUUUAUCAAUAAAACCAGAUAAUUAUAAGACGCUAACGAGCUCAUUCAGUCAUGUUCUAGUUGUUGAUGGGAAUGUUAUUGAUAUACUAUUAAGUAAAAAAUUUGAAAAAAAAUUUUUUUAUUUAGCAGAUAAGUGCACUUCCGUUAUUUGUGGUAGAGUUAGCCCAUAUCAGAAAGGAGCUAUUGUAUCAUCUGCAAACAGAUUAUUAAAAAAAAUUACUUUGGCAAUAGGAGAUGGAGCAAAUGAUCGUAAUAUGAUUAACAGAGCUAAUAUAGGAAUUGGAAUCAGAGGACAAGAAGGAGUUCAAGCAUUUAAUUCCUCUGAUUAUGGUAUUAGCCAAUUUCGCUUUUUGAAAAAUUUAUUAUUAGUGCAUGGUAGGUUAUCGUAUAGAAGAAUAAGUAAACUAGUGGUAUAUAUGUUUUAUAAAAAUAUUGUUUUAAUUUUUCCGUUAUUUAUAUUUGGUUCUCUCUCAUUGUAUUCAGGACAAAAAAUAUAUUAUGAAUUUUUAUUGCAAGUAUAUAAUGUAUUUUUUACUUCAAUUCCUGUUAUAAUUUUUGCCAUAUUAGAUCAAGAUAUUAAUUUAAAUACAGCAUUAGAGAAACCCGUUUUGUAUAAAUUAGGCAUUUAUCAUUAUUAUUUUAAUAUUAAUACUUUUGUUUCAUGGGUUAUGAAUAGUCUUUUUCAUGGUAGUGUUGUUUUUUUAAUACCUUUAUAUUUUUUAUCUUAUUAUAAUAUUCCAAGUCUUGAUGGAAUACCCUAUGAUAUAUGGACAGUUGGAUGUGUUACUUUUUUUUUAACAGUUUUGGUUGUUAAUUUAAAAAUUUUGUUAGAAACCUAUUAUUUAAAUAUGUUACCUAUAAUUGCUGUUUCUUUAAGCAUAUUUUCAUUUCUUCUUUUAGUUACUUCUUUUUCCUUUAUGUAUUUCGGAAGUAGUCAUAUAUUAGGAACUGUGAUUUAUUUAGUUCGAUCACUUCGUUUUUGGCUAGUUUCUCUAUUAAGUUUAUUUGUUGCAUUAUCAAGAGAUUAUAUUUUUAAAGUUUAUAAAAGAAAUUUUAAUCCAGAAGUUUAUCAUAUAUUACAAGAUCAUGAAGAUACACAGGAAGGUACAUCUAACUUUCUGGAACAAAUUAUCCCAGAUAAUUUUGAAAAUAAAACAUAUAAAAAUGAAAAAUCAAAAUCACUUGGAUACGCAUUUAGUGAAGCCGACCCAGCUUGCAUACAAUUAAUUAGAAAACAAGACAAAAUGAUAUAA